AUGGAUAGUAAAAAUAUUAUUCUACAGGAAAAUCUCCAACAAAUUAGAAAAAUUACAGAAACCUGUGGCGAAAAAGUGAAUGUUUCGAAAAAUACCCAGAAGAUAGCGCCACCAGCUAAGUUUACUAGAAGUUUAUCUAACGGAAACAAAAUUCCUGUCGAUAUUACGAUAAUAAAUACACAUAAACAAAACAAUAAGGUAACGCUGGAAACAAACAAUAUACAAAACAUGAAUAUAAAAAAUGCUUCACAAAAUCCAAGCACGUCAAACAAAACCAAAGCAUUGGCAACACCGCAAUCGUACGCAAUGGCUGCGAAAGCAAGUGUUUUGACAGAUAACCAAAACACACAAAAUGUAAAUAAUUAUACUUUGGUACAAUCUAAAAAGAAAAAGAAGAAUUUGGGCACGAACGAGAGCUCGUCUGGUUUUGUAGGUGUUGAGAAAAGAGUUUGGAUCUAUUUUCAUCGAAUACAAAGAACAGUAACUAAAACUAAUAUUGAAUCAUUUAUCAAAGACCAGCCUGGUUUAUUGGACUCUGAUAUUAAUGUGAAAGAACUUCCCACGAGUGAAACCCAAAACAAAUGUUUUGUACUAGAUGCGCACUUCGAUCUAAAAGACAAACUAUAUGAUCCAAGUUUUUGGCCAAAGGGAGUGGGUAUUAAAAGGUACAGAUUUGAUAAACACAGAGAAAAUAAUAAAUCUUUUUUAUAGAUACAGAUAAAAACUUCAAA
Molecule: messenger RNA, 731 nt
Organism: Brassicogethes aeneus
Lineage: Eukaryota; Metazoa; Arthropoda; Insecta; Coleoptera; Nitidulidae
Source: the annotation of a GenBank genome assembly